Anopheles maculipalpis is the source of this 1296-nucleotide messenger RNA. RefSeq names its product zinc finger protein 28-like. Bases 73 to 1296 code for a protein of 407 amino acids. Lineage: Eukaryota; Metazoa; Arthropoda; Insecta; Diptera; Culicidae. The record is from RefSeq and is a predicted model, not a curated record. Gene Ontology annotation, cellular component: nucleus. Gene Ontology annotation, molecular function: zinc ion binding. The transcript is spliced from 2 exons.
UGGCCGGUUAGAGCCAACGGUUUCUAAUCCCGGCGAUAUUGGCCAAGCGGCGCGAGUAUUCGCAAGUGCAAUAUGGAACCGACAGCACAAACAAAAGGCAGUUCCGAAUCCGAACUACGGGAAGACGUACCCAACGAUAAUCCCGAGACGUACUGUCGAUUAUGUUUCUCCGAAACCAAUGUGCAUCCUCUCUUCCCACAGCACGGAGGCCUGAUACGUGAGAUGACGGAAAAGAUAAGAAAGUGCGCCGGCAUUCAUAUCAGUGUGCGGGACGACUAUCCGGCAGGAUUGUGUUUUGCGUGCCUAUCGAUACUAGAGGAAAUUCACCAAUUUCAGCAACGAAGUAAACACUGUGACGAAAUCAUCCGUACGAAGCGUGGUCUUCUGGAGCAAAUCACCGUGAAGGUGGAAAUGACCGAGGAAGACGGUGUGCACUUUGUCCCUCCUGGUGGGGGUAGCUGUGCAGGCCUGACAGCUGGUGAAGACUAUACAAACGACGAUUGUCUUACCGAGAGCAGUAUUAUUGCAGAAGCUAUUACUAGUUUGAAUGGAAUCGGCGAACUGAUGGGAGCAUUUCAUAGCAGUACCGAUUCAUCGUCCACACCGUUGUUGUUAAAAACGGAGGUAGAGGCUAGUCCUGGUAGUAAGGAUCACCGGUGUAUGGUUUGUAGCAAGCUUUUUCCGGAUCGUGAUGCUUGGAUGAUCCAUUUGGCAGAGCAUGCCGAUGAACGACCUUACCAGUGCAUGGAGUGUUUGGCUCAGUUUCGCGAAAAAAGAUCCCUUGCCAGACACAUGAAAGCCGUGCACGAAGAAGUGCGCGAUCGCCAGUGUCCAUAUUGUCCUAAGUCAUUCAAAUACAGUCAUCAUCUGCGAUACCACAUACGAACGCACACGGGAGAGAAACCGUACGUGUGCGAAAUAUGCAACGAUUGCUUUUCGCAGCACAUACAAUGGAAGCGGCAUAUGACAAAGCAUCAGCUGGUGCGCAAACCACCUCCACCUCCACCACCAGUUGCCAUCACACCGCGUAGCACACCUGCCGAAGAACCAAAAACAAUCAAAUGUGAAUUUUGUCCCCGAGUAUUCACUCGCCUGCAAGACUACCGGAGGCACCAACCGAGCCAUAAUGCACACAAUCUUAAUUUAAGCUCCUUGCAGCACCAUGCGCAACUACAUCACAUACAGCAACAUCAGCAGCAAUCUAGUUUACAACAAAACAAUAUAAUACUACAGCACCCGCAACAAGACAACCACCACCUCGCACAUCUAGGCUCGCAAUUAUCUCACAGAGAUUAG